GCAAGGAGACGUGGCAGAGCGCGGCUCCCGCGCCGGACCGGAACCGGGAGGUGGCCAGGACGGAGGGCUUGGAGCCAUGGCGGCUAGGACGGCGGGUGGGGGUCGCUGGGAGGUAGUGAAGAAGGGCCGGCGGCCUGGGGCUGGCGGCGAUGGUCGUGGCGGCGGUGGGGACCGCCGGGCGCUUGGGGAGGCGAACGGAAUGUGGAAAUACGACCUGACCCCCCCAAUCCAGACCACAAGCACUCUUUACGAGCGGGGUUUUGAGAAAAUCAUGAAGCGGCAGAAUAAGGAACAGGUUCCACCCCUUGCUGUGGAGCCUAAGAAACCAGGGAACAAGAAGCAGCCGAAGAAGGUGGCAGCACUCACUAACCAAAACCAGAAGCAGGGCCGCUUCCGCAGCUUGGAGGAAGCGCUGAAGGCUCUGGAUGUGGCAGCCCUGCAGAAGGAACUGGACAAGAGCCAGAGUGUGUUCUCUGGAAACCCAUCUGUAUGGUUGAAGGACCUGGCCAGCUAUCUCAAUUACAAGCUCCAAGCUCCUCUAAGUGAGCCCACACUGAGCCAGCAUACUCAUGAUUAUCCCUACAGCCUGGUGAGCCGCGAGCUGCGUGGGAUCAUCCGAGGACUACUGGCAAAGGCAGCAGGGUCUCUGGAGCUCUUUUUUGAUCACUGUCUAUUAACUAUGCUGCAAGAACUGGAUAAGACACCAGGGGAGUCACUGCAUGGUUACCGUAUCUGUAUCCAGGCCAUUCUGCAAGACAGGCCCAAGAUUGCCACUGCAAACCUGGGCAAGUUCCUAGAACUGCUGAGGUCUCACCAGAGCCGACCAGCAAAGUGUCUGACCAUCAUGUGGGCCCUGGGCCAAGCAGGUUUUGCCAACCUCACCGAGGGACUAAAAGUGUGGCUGGGGAUUAUGCUGCCUGUGCUGGGCAUCAAGUCUCUGUCUCCCUUUGCCAUUGCCUACCUGGAUCGGCUGCUCCUGAUGCAUCCCAACCUCACCAAGGGCUUUGGUAUAAUUGGCCCCAAGGACUUCUUCCCACUUCUGGACUUUGCCUAUAUGCCUAACAACUCCCUGACACCAAGCCUACAGGACCAGCUGUGUCAGCUCUACCCCCGACUGAAGGUGCUGGCAUUUGGAGCAAAGCCAGACUCCACCCUGCACACCUAUUUCCCUUCUUUCCUGUCCAGAACCACCCACAGCUGUCCUCCUGAGAUGAAGAAAGAGCUCCUGGCCAGCCUGACCAAGUGCCUGACUGUGAACCCCCUCAGUGCCAGCGUCUGGAGACAACUAUACUCCAAGCACCUAUCAGAGUCCAGCCUGCUGCUGGAACACCUACUCAGCUCCUGGGAGCAGAUUCCCAAGAAGGUGCAGAAGUCUUUGCAAGAAACCAUUCAGUCCUUUAAACUUACCAACCAGGAGCUGCUAAGGAAGGGCAACUGUAACAACCAGGAUGUCAUCACUUGUGAUGUGGCCUGCAAGGGCCUGUUGCAGCAGGCACACGGCCCCCGGCUGCCCUGGGCACGGCUACUGCUAUUGCUGCUGGUCUUUGCCAUAGGUUUCCUGUGCCAUGACCUCCGGUCACACAGCUCUUUCCAGGCCUCCCUGACUGGCCGGUUGCUUCAAUCAUCUGGUUUCUUGCCUGCUAGCCAGCAAGUGUGUGCUAAGCUCUACUUCUACAGCCUGCAAGCCUACAGCUGGCUAGAAGAGAUAUUGCCGGCCUGGGGCUCCUACCUGCUCACCAUGGUACAUCCCAGCUUGCAGCUGGCCUGGGCUCACACCAUCACCAUAGUCAACUUCCUUUCUACCCACUGUGCCUCCUACCUUGCCUGGUUUGGCGAUAGCCUCUCCAGCCUCUCUCAGAGGCUGCAGAUCCAGCUCCCUGAUGCCCUGAACCAGCUGCUGCAUUGUCUGAGGGACUUACUCCUAUUUCUCUAUCAGAACAUGCUGCUACCAUUGUGGCAUUUUCUACUUGAGGCCCUAGCCUGGGCCCAGGAGCACUGUCAUGAGGCAUGCAGAGGUGAGGUGACCUGGGACUGCGUGAAAACACAGCUCAGCCAGGCUGCCUGCUGGACUUGGCUCUGCCUGCAGGACAUCACAGUGGCUUUCUUGGACUGGGCACUCACCAUGAUAUCCCAGCAAUAGCCCCUGCCUCGCUGGCCACUGGUUUCUGCGUGGGCAUGUCAUCAGACCCUGCUGAGGGUGGAGGGUGGCAGUUAUGCAUGGGGUCUUUUUUACUUGGUGCCUGAGUUCUAUCUCUUAGGCAAGAGGCCAGUCACCUCUGCCCCAGUUCUUCCGUCUUUGAUGGAGACUGGACCCAGUGGCCUCUCACUACUCAGAUUCCACUGAACACUCUUUGGCCCUGUUGCACACAGCUCCCAGCUCCGUCCUUAAUCUGGCGGCCUCACAAGUCUUCUCUCCACCACCCUAUAUCUGACGUCUGAAUCUUCAAGCAGCUCAUCGCCAAAAAGAAGAGACUCCCAGCAAGUGGCUUCUAGAUUCCUCUGACAAGUGAUUCCUGCUUCCAGACUACCAGCCUGAUGCCUGAGCCAAGGGCUCCACCUGGUCACAACUAUAGCCACUGCAGGAAAAGGAAAGGGACUCCAGAAGAAUCUAGCACCACACUAGGCAACAGCAGCUUCACUUCUACCCACUGGGUAGUCUGGGUUUGGCUGUCAGUGGACAUGGAGGGUGGGUGGAAAUGCCUCUCACCUCAAAACAGCCAAUGUGGACCCUUUGAGGCCCUUCACUGCCCCCUCCAUCAUAGUCCUUCCUUAGAUCUCCAUUCCCCUUUGUGCUAGGGCGUCUGCCUCAAGGUUCAGCUCCUCUCCACUGCCCACACUUCUGUCCUAGAGAGCACAGCCCAGGUAGUUGUGUGCCUUGGGGCCAGGGAAACUUCCAUCAGCCUUUGGAGAUAGGAUUCAGCAUAUGGUUCUUGGGUAUGCCUACUAGGCGGAAUAAAGGACACAGAUUUGACUUCUA
This is a messenger RNA of Otolemur garnettii (small-eared galago), 2977 nucleotides long. RefSeq names its product transmembrane protein 214 (gene TMEM214). The record is from RefSeq and is a predicted model, not a curated record. Lineage: Eukaryota; Metazoa; Chordata; Mammalia; Primates; Galagidae. The transcript is spliced from 17 exons. Bases 77 to 2140 code for a protein of 687 amino acids. Gene Ontology annotation, cellular component: Golgi apparatus; endoplasmic reticulum.